Molecule: messenger RNA, 2495 nt
Organism: Micropterus dolomieu (smallmouth bass)
Lineage: Eukaryota; Metazoa; Chordata; Actinopteri; Centrarchiformes; Centrarchidae
Gene: cdhr5a
Product: cadherin-related family member 5a
Exons: 15
Coding region: 1-2145 (714 amino acids)
Biological process (GO): calcium-dependent cell-cell adhesion; adherens junction organization; multicellular organism development
Cellular component (GO): membrane; adherens junction; catenin complex
Molecular function (GO): calcium ion binding; cadherin binding
Source: RefSeq, a predicted model, not a curated record
AUGGAACUGAAAUGGAAGAGCAAACCUGUGAAUGUUUUCCUCGGAUGCAUCAUUGCCGUCUGCUUUUGUACGGUUUGUCCGGCUCAAAGACUUUGCACGGUUCCUCCGGGCCCCGUGACGGUCCCAGAAAACUACACGGCUGACGUCCAGCUGGUAAAAAUCAGCUCCAGCAGUGACGUAAUACUUACGGUCUCGGUGAACCCCGAAGAUCUGUUCUACCUGAAAGGGAACGCCCUGAUGGUGAAGAAAGGACUGGACUAUGAGUCAUUGUCCAGUGCAGCUCUGGUGGUGUGGGUGCAGUGCAGCAGAGCAGGCUCCAGAUCUGUGAACGAGUCUGUUGAGGUUUUGGUUGAAAAUGUGAACGAUAACCCCCCGAACUUUGCACAAAACCACUUCGUACUAGAAGUGAAUGAGCUCACUCCGGUCAACUCCAGCGUUGGACUGAUAGAAGCAACAGACAUCGAUUCAGAGCCGCUGUACUAUCGCCUAGAGUCUGCAACGCAGGAUAAAUAUUUCCGCCUGGAAAACAUCAACACUCCAAAGAUACUUGUUAAAAGCAUCCUGGACUACGAUGUUGUACAGAAGAUCUCUCUGAUUUUACAUGUACAGGACACGUUCAAUGGUUCGGCUUCCAACGAGCCCUUCUUCACAUCCGUGGCCACCAUCACGGUGCACGUGAAGGACAUCGAUAACCGGCCCCCGUGGUUUCAGCCUUGUUUGAGGACCAACUUAGGAAUCGCCAAACUGUGUGUGAGCUCCGGCUACAGAGGCAAAGUAAAUCUCACUGAGAAGGAGGAGGGUCCGUUAGUGCUGGAGCCUGGUCCGGUGUUCGCCAGGGACGGGGACAAGAACAGGAGCGAGCAGAUCAGCUAUAGAAUACUCCGAGGAAAUGAGGGAAAUAUUUUCCAGAUUGAUGAGGAAACGGGGAACAUCACCAUGGCUAAAGCUGCUGACAUCGUCGGCCCAAUAACCCUUACUGUUCUGGCGUCGCAGGUGACCAACAGGGAUCAGUUCGCUGUGACGCAGGUGACCAUCGAGGUGAUGAAGAAGAGCAGGAACCCUCCUCGCUUUGAGAAGGAGCGAUACGAAGGAUUUAUCUACAGCAACUCUGUCCCCGAGAGCAUGAUCCUCCGAGACCGAAGCACCAACCGGCCCUUCAGGGUCCGAGCUCGGGACGAGGAUUUCGCCGCUGGUACAAAUCCAGAUGUAAAGUAUGAAGUUCAGUACAGCAGCUACGUCAACGUGACUGCAGACGGUUUUGUGAUCCUGAAGAGAAUUGUGAAGACGGAGUCCUUCGCGCUUCAGCUCAGAGCAGUGGACGCAACAACAGGGGAAUUUGGAACAGCUGCCCUCUCUGUUCAGGUCAUACCUGCGGUGGCCAUCCCGUCUCCCUCAAACGUUGGCUACCGUCCGGGCGACAUGGCUCUUCUGGGUCUGGUCAUGGCAGCUCUGCUGGUCCUCUGCAUCAUUGUGAUUGGCUUCUUGAUUUCCCGCUUGUAUAAGGGAAACGCCGGCAUGGACAAAAUAUGUGAGUGCCUGGGCCCCUGCCUGAAGUCCGACCAGCCCCGGUCCGGCCACAGGGACUCCCUGCAGUACACCAAUGAUGGCUUCCAGAAUGAGGGCGACGCGAGCCGCGGUGGUGCCAGGCGCUGGAACAACGCUCUGCCCAGACGGAGCACCUUCCCCGGGUCACGAGGCCGGGUCAUCCCCCUGGAGAGACGGAGCCGCCACUGCUCCUCCUGUGGUGUCUACACGAACCACGUCCCCAAGGGGAGCCCCUCAGUGAGACCGUCCAGGAGAGGGAGAGGAGACGGCGAUGAGUACAGCAUGAGGUCGAUCCUCACCAAGCAGAGGAGGAAGGAGGGCCAGAAGACGGUGUGGUUCAAGGAGAGCGAGGACUCCUCUGACAUCGAGGUGGAGAUUAUCCCAGACACUGUGGGCCGGGUGGAGGAGGAGACUCAGGAGGAGCUGGAGGUGGAGAUGGAAGGGGUUGUCAGAGACCCGGCAGCCCCGCGGAGAGAGUCUGACGACGGACAGGAGAGCCAAAGCGAGGAGCAGGACCGUGAAAAUACCAGCUCAGAAAAAAAGAAGGAUCUCUACUACACAGUUUACAGUACAUCAAUUAAAAUGCAAAAAGUACCGUGACGAAAGAUUUGAUCUACAUUAUCCACUCCUAUGUGUCACCGGCAGUCAGGUCAGGAAGUCAGCUGACAACCAACAGGCCAAAAACUAAUGAUUUCAGUCUGCAUACUAUCUGUACAUGCUUUACUAAACUGAAUCAGAAGUGUCUGGAAGAAUAUAUGUGAAGACAAACUUAUUUACUGAAUACUAAAACAGGUGGGAUGUUUUUAUGUGGACUGUAUUUUAUUGAGAAUGUUUAGUAAAAUAACUACUUUUAUGGAUAAAUCUGUGUAUAGUUUACUUUUUGUACAUUGAAGUGAUUGAUGAGUGUUUAAGGGAAUAAAAGUUUGAAGGAAUCUUGUGAUCGCCUAGCU